Saccharomyces kudriavzevii IFO 1802 is the source of this 1833-nucleotide messenger RNA. RefSeq names its product serine/threonine protein kinase RCK2 (gene RCK2). The record is from RefSeq and is a predicted model, not a curated record. Bases 1 to 1833 code for a protein of 610 amino acids. Gene Ontology annotation, biological process: protein phosphorylation. Lineage: Eukaryota; Fungi; Ascomycota; Saccharomycetes; Saccharomycetales; Saccharomycetaceae. Gene Ontology annotation, molecular function: ATP binding; protein kinase activity. The transcript has a single exon.
AUGCUAAAAAUAAAAGCUCUUUUCUCGAAAAAGAAACCUGACCAGGCAGAUUUGUCUCAAGGAUCUAAAAAAGCAUUAAAGGGUAAGACUAGAUCAAACGGUACAACGAACAAAGAUGUUUCCGAGGACAAUUCCUUCCCCAAAAAAAGACAUCAGGACAGAAAUGUAAUGCAGUACUCGAAUACUAUUGCUGACGAUCAUCAUAUGAAGUCUUUGACUGAUGAAUUGGUAACCACAAUAGACUCAGACUCCUCCCCGAGUGAUAAUAUUACCACAGAAAAUAUAGAGACCGUCACAUCCGUUCCAGCCAUCGAUGUUCACGAAAGUAACGAUGAUGAAGUAAGUUACGAUCCAUUAAUGUCUGACGAAUCGCUUCCAAUACAGAGUGAAACUAUCAGUGACAUCCCAUAUGGCGACACUGACGACGAGAAUCUGGAAGAUGAAACUCCGGAAAAAUCGUUUCUUGAACAGAAAGAAUUGAUAGGUUACAGGUUAAUCAAUAAGAUUGGUGAAGGUGCUUUCUCAAAAGUAUUUAGAGCCAUACCUGCCAAGAAUAGUUCCAAUGAGUUUUUAACUAAAAACUAUAAAGCUGUAGCCAUUAAAGUUAUCAAAAAGGCUGAUUUAUCCUUGAUUAACGGUGACCAUCGGAAGAAAGACAAAGGAAAGGAUUCCACCAAGACUUCUUCCAGAGAUCAAGUGCUAAAAGAAGUGGCGCUACAUAAGACGGUCUCCGCUGAUUGUUCGCAAAUUGUUGCGUUCAUAGAUUUCCAAGAAACAAAUAGUUACUACUAUAUCAUUCAAGAGUUACUGACAGGUGGAGAGAUAUUUGGCGAGAUCGUUAGAUUGACCUAUUUCAGUGAAGAUUUAUCAAGACAUGUAAUCAAACAAUUAGCACUGGCUGUUAAACAUAUGCAUUCACUGGGUGUGGUGCAUCGUGAUAUAAAACCUGAGAAUCUUCUUUUUGAGCCAAUCGAGUUCACACCCUCCGUGAAACAAAAGUUUAGGAAGUCGGACGAUCCGCAAACAAAAGCAGACGAGGGCAUAUUCACACCAGAGAUCGGUGGUGGUGGAAUUGGUGUAGUGAAACUAGCUGAUUUUGGUUUGUCCAAACAAAUUUUCUCUAAAAACACGAAGACCCCUUGUGGUACAGUUGGUUAUACAGCUCCAGAAGUCGUCAAGGAUGAACAUUAUUCCAUGAAAGUAGAUAUGUGGGGAAUCGGCUGUGUUUUAUACACAAUGUUAUGCGGGUUUCCACCAUUCUAUGAUGAGAAGAUUGACACUUUGACCGAAAAAAUAUCAAGGGGUGAAUAUACCUUUCUAAAACCUUGGUGGGAUGAAAUCAGUCCCGGUGCUAAGAAUGCUGUGGUUAAGCUAUUGGAAUUAGAGCCGUCCAGAAGAUACGAUAUCGACCAACUUUUGGACGACCCAUGGUUGAACUCAUACGAUUGUUUGCCAAAGGAGCGCGAAUCUUCACAAAAGAAAGCAGGUACUUCCGAGAGACGCCACAUGCACAAAAAACAAUUCCAACUAUUCCAAAAAGACUCCACGUUACUGUUUUCACCAGCCGCAGUUGCUAUGCGUGACGCAUUUGAUAUUGGUAACGCAGUCAAGCGUACUGAAGAAGAUCGUAUGGGGACCCGUGGGGGCUUGGGCUCCCUUCCUGAAGACGAAGAGUCUGAAGAUAAUUAUAAUGGUGGCCCAGAAGAUGAACCAUUGGAACAAAACAUGUUCCAACUAACUCUGGACACCUCUACGAUUCUGCAAAGAAGAAAGAAGGUUCAAGAAGACGACUUAGGGCCUAAGAUUCCAAUAAGUGCCACUAUUCGAGAAUAG